ACGAAGAAGAAGCCCACAACAAAAUAUGCAAAAGUUUAACAGCGCUGUCACUUCCUUUGGCUCUUUUCACUGAGAGUUAUGGGCUUCUUACCGGACAGAGGCGGCCUACUAUGUUUAAUUCUGCUAGUUAUCUUACUGUUGGAGGGACAUUUUCGAUGGGUGGAGGCCCAACACUGUGUGUGGUAUGAUGAGUGCGGUGAAUCGGAAAAGGUCCCCGGAAAGAAAUACAACUGUAACUACACCGGCCCCCCCAAGGCUUUGUCCCCCGAUGGCUAUGACCUCCUCACAGAGCUUUGUCCCGGGUAUGACUAUGGAAGUCGCAACCUGUGCUGCAAUGCGGUGCAGUUGCGCACUCUCAAAGGAAGUCUCCAGCUGCCCCAGCAGUUCCUGUCCCGGUGUCCCGCCUGCUUCUUCAAUUUGAUGAACCUCUUCUGCGAGCUGACGUGCAGCCCGCACCAGAGUCAGUUUAUGAACGCCACCAAGUUCAAUGGGUCCAACGUGCUGGAAGUGCAGUACUACAUCGGACAAACAUUCUCCAGCGCCAUGUACAACGCCUGCAGGGAUGUACAAGCACCGUCUAGCAACGUGAAGGCCUUAUCAUUGCUGUGUGGCAAAGACGCAAAGGACUGCAACGCCACUAAUUGGAUCCAGUACAUGUUUGAUAUAAACAACGGGCAGGCUCCCUUUCCUAUCCUACCAAUAUUCUCAGAUGUUCCUGUGGCUGGCUACACCCCCAUGAACAACAAGACAUACGGCUGCUAUGAGGGGCUGGAGGACGGUUCGGGGCCUUGCUCUUGUCAGGAUUGCACAAAGGCCUGCGGACCCAAACCCAUCCCUCCGCCCGUCCCUCCUCCCUGGACCAUAAACGGUAUGGAUGCCAUGACUGUCAUCAUGUGGAUCUCUUACACGGCCUUCCUGUUCGUGUUUAUCGGCUCUGUGGUUGCUGCAUGGUGUUACAGGAAAAGGACAAUCUUGUCGGAGUAUGGGCCCAUACUGGACAGCAAUAACCCCUUGUCUCUUAACAGUGAUAAUCCUGACACAGUCAACGCCUUGUGUUGUGAGACACUGGGCGAGCGCUUUGAGAACACGCUCAGAGUGGUAUUCAGCUCUUGGGGCUCCUUCUGCGUGCGGAACCCAGGUCUGGUCAUCCUGGGCAGCCUGGUUCUGGUGGCGGCCUCCUCCGGGGGUCUGGUCUACAUGCGCAUCACUACCGACCCCGUCGAGCUGUGGUCCUCCCCUGGCAGCCAAGCACGGCAGGAGAAGGACUACUUCGACAGCCACUUUGGACCUUUCUUCAGAACCACUCAGCUUAUCAUCACCACUCCGCUCAACAGCACAUUUAUGUACUCGCCCUACUUCGGAGGUUCGGCUGUCCCCUUUGGGGCUAUCUUGGACAAGGAAAUCCUGCAUCAAGUGCUAGACCUGCAACUUCAAAUUGAAGCCCUGGUCGGAACAUACGAGGGCGAAAACGUCAACCUGAAGGACAUCUGCUUGGCCCCACUGGCCCCUUACAACAACAACUGCACCAUUCUGAGCAUCCUCAACUACUUCCAGAACAGCCACGCUGUGCUGGACCACAGCAUAGCAGACGAAUUCUACGUAUAUGCUGACUAUCACAGCCACUUCCUCUACUGUGUCAGUGCACCAGCAUCCCUCAACGACACCACUCUACUGCACGAUCCCUGUCUCGGGACUUUUGGAGGCCCAGUCUUCCCUUGGUUGGCCCUCGGGGGCUACGACUCCACCAACUACAACAAUGCGACCGCCCUUGUCAUCACCUUCCCCAUCAACAACUACCUGAACGACACCGUCAGGCGAGGCAAAGCUCUAGCUUGGGAAAAAGAAUUCAUCCGCUUCAUGAAGGACUUCAAAAACCCCAACCUGACCAUCGCCUUCACGGCCGAAAGGAGCGUUGAGGACGAAAUAGACCGGGAGAGCAACAGCGACAUCAGCACAGUGGUGCUGAGCUACGGCAUCAUGUUCAUUUACAUCUCUUUGGCGCUGGGUCACAUCCACAGCUGCAGGAGAUUACUGGUGGACUCCAAGAUUUCGCUGGGCAUUGCAGGCAUUCUCAUUGUGCUGGGCUCGGUGGCCUCCUCACUGGGCAUCUUCAGUUAUGUUGGCAUUCCCCUCACCCUCAUUGUCAUCGAGGUCAUUCCGUUCCUAGUGCUGGCUGUCGGUGUGGACAACAUAUUCAUCAUAGUGCAAGCCUACCAGAGAGACGAGCGGAUGCCCCAGGAGGAACUUCAUCAGCAGAUUGGUCGUAUUCUCGGUGAUGUUGCACCCAGCAUGUUCCUUUCGUCCUUCUCGGAGACGGUGGCCUUCUUCCUGGGAGCUCUGUCCAACAUGCCGGCCGUCAGGACCUUCUCCCUGUUUGCUGGCCUAGCUGUUUUUAUUGAUUUCCUGUUGCAGAUCAGUUGCUUUGUCAGCCUUCUGGGCUUGGACCUGAGGAGGCAAGAGGCGAAUCGUCUCGAUAUCAUCUGCUGUGUGAAGCUGCCAGAAGGUCAGGGAGAGAAGAAUGAUAGCAUACUGUUUCGGUUUUUCAAGAAGUUGUAUGCCCCAUUCAUCCUCAAAGAGUGGGUGCGGCCCAUCAUUGUGGCUGUCUUUGUGGGAGCACUCUCUUUCAGUAUCGCCGUGGUGAAUAAAGUAGAGAUCGGACUGGAUCAGAAACUGUCCAUGCCUGAUGACUCGUAUGUAUUGCAGUAUUUCAAGAACAUGAGCCAGUACCUCCACACAGGCGCUCCGGUCUACUUUGUAGUAGAGGACGGCUUGAACUACAGUAGCCUGGAGGGCCAGAACGCUGUGUGCGGUGGAGUGGGCUGUAACAACAACUCGCUGGUGCAGCAGGUGUACUCGGCCUCGCUCAUCAGCAACUACUCUACCAUCGCCUUCACGCCAUCCUCUUGGCUGGACGACUACUUCGACUGGGUGAAGCCUCAGUCCACCUGCUGCCGCUACUACAACACCACGGGGGCCUUCUGCAAUGCCUCUGUGGUGGACCCAUCCUGUGUGCACUGUCGACCCAUGACCCAAAGCGGGAAGCAGAGGCCGGUGGGCGACGACUUCAUGCAUUUUCUUCCCAUGUUCUUGUCGGACAAUCCCAACAUCAAGUGUGGAAAAGGUGGGCACGCAGUCUAUGCCACAGCAGUGGACAUUUACCCCAACAACAGCAAGGUUGGAGCCAGCUACUUCAUGACCUUUCACACCAUCCUGAAGGAGUCCUCGGACUACAUCAAUGCUUUGAAAAUGGCCCGAAUCUUGGCAGACAACAUUAGUCAGUCCAUGGACCACAAGGUUUUUGCUUAUAGCGUCUUCUACGUGUUUUACGAGCAGUACCUGACCAUCGCCUACGACACUGCCUUCAACCUGAGUGUCUCCCUGUCGGCCAUCUUUGUGGUGACCACUGUGCUCCUAGGCUUUGAGCUGUGGUCGGCCGUGCUGGUGUGCGUCACCAUCGCCAUGAUCCUGGUCAACAUGUUUGGCGUCAUGUGGCUGUGGGACAUCAGCCUCAACGCAGUGUCCCUCGUCAACCUGGUCAUGGCUUGCGGUAUUUCCGUGGAGUUCUGCAGUCAUCUGGCUCGGGCUUUUUCCAUCAGCAUGAAGAAGAGCAGAGUGGAGCGGGCCGAGGAGGCUCUGGCUCACAUGGGCAGCUCGGUUUUCAGCGGGAUCACGCUAACAAAGUUCGGCGGCAUCCUCAUCCUGGCGCUGUCCAAGUCGCAGAUCUUCCAAGUGUUCUACUUCAGGAUGUACUUGGCCAUCGUGCUCCUGGGGGCCGCACACGGCCUCAUCUUCCUCCCUGUGCUCCUUAGUUACGUUGGUCCCUCGGCAAACAAGGCAAAAUUGUUUGCUGCCAACAAACGCUUUGUGGGUACCGAAAGGGAGCGGCUCCUCAACUACUAAUCGGCUGAGCGAGACCAUUUUUGUCUGAGAAGAUGACCCGUGUGGGUGUGAGUGUUGUUUUUGAUCUUCUUGCCGCCGUUAUUGACACACUCAUCAUCAGCACCGCCCGCCACUAUCGUACGUGUAUUGGACUCAGGAAUAUUUCACAGGCGGGAGUCAUGACCUUGCUCCUCAUCACACUACAAGGACUAGAUCGGCUUGGCUAUCGUGUGACAUAAAAGCAGACUGUGUACUUUCAGGGGAUGAUGAUUUGGGAAACUUUAAAGGGCAAAACUGGUCAGUUUUUAAAAUAUAUGUAACAGUUUAUAAGAGCUAAUUUUUCUGCUGAGUCAGAGCGAAAGCUAUCAUGUUUGUUUGUACCAAGCAAGGACGCAAUUACACUUGGCAUUACUCAGGAUUUUGACUGGAUGUGUCCUAACCACUCCUGACUUCAGCAAAACAUGGUUUUACUCUUCAUUUUUGCAGUCACUCAACCAUUUAUUUGUAACAUACAAAACACGCAUGUGUGUGUGUGUGUGUGUGUGUAUAUACUGUAGCUCGGACGGAACUAAUUUAAUUGACACACCCUUGCCAAUAAUGAUUGCUAAGUUAUGAUUUUACAUGAUUUACUGUGGCGAGAAAAACCCUUGUUUAGCAUCAUUAACUGUGACAUUGAAGCUCCUUCAUAACUGGAAACAGGUCCUGGUGCACAAUGGAGGCGUGUUCUUAAAGGAGCAGUACCACUAAGUAUAUUUUUAAGUGAUAUUGUUAGAAUUGCUUGUUUUGGAGAGAUAGAGACUGAAGUGGAAAAUUGCAUUUGAAGCUUCUUGACACAAUCAUUCCUUUUCGGGUAGUACUUUUAAAACAAUUUUAAUACAUUAAAAGGUUUUCAAAAACAAUAUAUUUGUAAGGUAUUUGUUGUGUGGUCAUGUCCCUUGUAAUGAAUGGUUCGGCCUUUAAUGCACCUGCACUGGGACCACUAGAGGGCGCUUGAAUCAGAUAAUAUUACAUUGAAACAGGAGUGACCAUUUUUUUGUAUCUUGUAAGGCAGCCUAUGCACGCGCACACAUUAAGUCAUUGGAACAUCCGCUAUGAUAAACAAUACUUAUAAUUUGCUUUGCAGGUACACGUGCAAAUUUUACUCAGUCUCGACCAAACUGCGUUUUUGUCCCUCACAGUUUGAACAUUUUGUGGAUUACUAGCUUGCAGACCAUCACUUAUUCAUGGGCCGGGCCGUGAGACUAAAGGCUGCACUUUCAAUCUGGCUGGGAGAUUAAAAUAUUCAUUCCUUUGCAUGCAGGUGGUGUGUGAGAUUACGCAAUGUAGAUUCUCACGUUCCAUCUGCAAGUGACUCAGCAGCUCAGGAAGUUAUUUCAUUCAUACAUCACCUUGGACACGAUUUGAACUGGAUACUGCCUAGUCUUUAAUCAAAUGUGUUCAGGAUGAAGGUCAUUUGGAGGAGUACUUAGAAAUGGAUAGUAGACUAUAUUGUGAAUGAGUGAUGUGACGUGAAUUAUACACCAUGCAAGUUAUGAUUUGUGUACUAUCUCCCAUACAGUCUGUCGGGAUGAAAAAUAACUUUUAAUUGUCUUGAUGAGCCGUGCACCAGCUGACGCUCCUCACUGAUUGGCCGAAUGAUGAGCCUCCCUCUCCUUUGUCCUCCCCCCAUUAGAUAACAGUCAAAGUUGACAGAGCGCAGUUUAUGAACUGAGCUUUCUUUUACGAUAGAGCGGGCGUUGGACCUCAGUGAUCAGCAAUUCUCUUCCAUAUGGGAAUAAAAAGACUUCGUAGUUGUAAUAAUACUAAUUUUUUAGCUAAGUAACAGCAAGAAAGUAGCAAACACAUUAUCUUGUAACCACUGAAAACUCCAGCAGGGAUCCCCAAAAUGUUCACCCUAAUUCCAAAGCAUUUAGUGUUGGUAUUUUUCAAAUAAUAAUAGUGAUAUAACGUCCCUGUUAAUAUUAACAAUUGAUGUUUACAUUAUUUAUCUAACCCCAACCCUUCCCCUGACGUAACCCUCUCCUAACCUGACACUAACUACAACCACAACCCAAUAAAUAAAUAAGCCCUAAUCUAACCCUAGCACUAUUGUUUUUCUGUUUGGAUUUCUAGCUAUCUGAGUAUUAUAAGCACUUUUAUAAACAAUAAAGCUGUAUUAUAUUUAGCAAGUAGUGUCAGAUUAAACGUAAAUGAAAAAGUAUACAAAAAUAUAUUUUAUUAUCAGUUAUGCUUUUGUAUUUUUAAUAUAGUGGUAAUAAUAAUACAAUUAUUUGUUGUCAAUGAGCAUUAAUAUAAAAUAUUAAGGAUAUUUUCAUAUCAAAAUGUAAUUAAAAAAUUGAAUUAAAAUGAUUUAAAAAUAAAAAAAUAAACUAUCCCCAAGCUUUGUCCACAGCUCAGCAGUGGUCUUUGAAAGGCCAUCGAGGGCUCCCAGCAGCACCAAACAGGUUUAUCAAUAAGUAAGUGGAAGAGACAUUCAAUGUCCUGCUUUGCGUCACUGGUUUUCUGUUACAGUGGCUUCAGUUGUCUCCAAAGGGACUGUAGAGUCUGGAACAAAAGGGAUUAGGUAGCCGUGUUAAACAUGAAGAGGAUCCGAUGGACCUCGUGGUGUUCUCUUCGGAGAGGUGGACAUCAUGUGGCUCUUCUUGCUUGUCUUUAACAUUACUAAAAGGAACCACGUGGUGUUGUAACUUGCAGAAGAAAGUGGGUUAACGUGCCAUCGGGCCCCACAUUCCCAGCGUCUGUUUACAAAGCUGAGCCAAACAUGGAAAUGUCCUGAGUCACGGCACGGUGAUGGGAAAAAGGACUGGGUGGAAAAACGCCACCUCAGCCGAACGUUGUUAUUUUCCAGGGAAGGGGGGUAGACGGCAUUCUUGUCACACCCCCCAAAAAGGAUGGUACACAUAUUUUCACAAUGAGGGUCACUUAUGUGCUUAGGAAGGCCUGUCAAUGGAGGCCUUUAUGAGCCGCUGAGGGGGAAUUAGGCCGUCAAUGGGGGCCGCUAAGCUGCGCAUGGUGUGCAUCCUCGCGGUUUGUUUUGAUGGCGGCACAAGACCGCAGUUUGCCUUGUUUACCUUAGCAAGAACACUAUUUAGUCACAAGUACAUGCACAUACUCAUGUUUGGGUACGUACCUCAGUUUGAAGCAUACCGUGUAGUGUACAUAGUAUAGUAUCUAUAUUGCUACGUGCGCUACUACUUGGGAUGUUGCAAAACAUGAUGUUCCCAUGUUAUCCACACAGGUUUGUCAUGGAUCAGCUUUCUGCAACUGUCAUUUUGAAGAAGUAAGUUUACACUAAUAACAUUAGGAAAAUAAUCACACAGCUCACUCCUUGUUCAGACAAGCAAAAGUGAUUUAUUUACAACAAAACAAGCAAGAAUUGUUGCCCAUCAGUUCUUCUUUAGUGUUAUAAAUCUUUGGGCUUGCCAGCAUAAACAAUUCUAUUUUGCUCACUUUAAAAUCAGCAAAAACCUACAUUCCCAUUGUUACAAUUCGGUGAUUUAGUUUUUUUUCUCCUGCAAAUAUCAGAUCAAAUGGCAAAAGUUUGAACGCGUUGUCAUUGAAUAGCAUGAAAAAGUGUGUCUAAACUUUUGAGUGAUAUGUACAUGUGUGGUGGUCUUUUUAAUACGAAGACACAUGCCAAAGAAGUCUUAUUUAUUUGAAUAUUUUCUAUUUUUGCAACCAUCCUGAGCGCCCUUACAGCACCUUAAGGUGCUAGCAAUACACUCUAACAUAGAGCACGGAGAUUAGACACUGCUUAAAGUGAUUGGAAUAGCACGAUGGAAAAAGAAAAGAAAGGACUUUCUCAUGAAGAUACUACAAAAGCGAGCACAAUAGUCCCAGAAAAAAGGUCCGUGGAACAAAUUGUCACGAUUAGUUCCAGAGCGUGUUAAAAAAAAUUGAAAUUUUCUGGAAAAAAGUGCACUUUUUAAGAAGAUGAGAUGAGUCCCUCUGAGUCACAAGCAGUCACAAAACAAAGCAGAUUGAUGAUUUAAAAAAUGGUGAAAAAAAACAAGUCCUCGAAGUCUAAAAUAUACAAAAUGACUGCACACUGCAAGGAGGAGGGUGGAAGCAAUCAGGGGGCGUCGGUCCCCCUGACAGCCCACCAACGCUAGGAGGUCUGCAGCAGGCGUCUGUAGUGUGGCAUGACCUCGUGCUCCGGCAGGUGCAAGUUGAAUUCCAGUGCCACCAGCACAGGGAACUCGAAGGCAAUCAGCUCCCUGCGGUUCACGCGGAACCUUUCUUCCAGUUUCUGCAAGAGGAAGACCAAAAAAAGUACAAUAGUGAGGAGGGGGUGUGGCUAAAUGUAGGAAGCAUUGAGACAAACAAACCAAUCUACUUCCUGUCUACUGAGGUGCCUUUGACAAUGUGUAAUAUAGAAGAAGCCCCUUAGAAUAUUUCACUGUUAUGUCGCAAAUAUAUCUUGCUACUUUUUCUGUUGACUAUCUUAUCAUGCAUAUAAAACAGGAGUGUUUUGUUGAAAAAAGGACAAGCAAUAGAGAUUUUGAAGUAAAAGAAUACACUGUUUCCUGUUUAGCAGCUCUGGGGGGAAAAAAGUUACAUUAUGUUUUGUAAUAGCAAAGAAAAUAAAUACAUAUCACAAAACACCCACAUUUUAUGUAGGCGCUAAAUAUUUCAAAAUAAUUAUUUAUAUAUAUUUAUAUAUAUAUAAUUAUUAUUUUUUUUUUUUAGAUUGCAGCUUUAUUUUAAAAAUCUAAAAAGAGAACUUGUGAGGAAAAAGUUCUUUCCGCACAAACAUACCGAAACCGUAGACCUGGGAGCCAUUUUUUAUUGGCAUGUGGUAUAUUGUAAAAAAUUAAAACAAAAAAUAAAAAAAAUUAGGUGCUAAAUAUUUCAAAAUAAUUUAAUUUGAAAAUUUUAAUAUUAACAUUUUUUUCAUUUUUUUUUACUAAAUUUUUUUUUCUCACAAUUUUCAAAAUCAUACAUUUUAAUUUGUUUUUUUUUUUAAUGUUCAAAUUUCAAGUACAGUGGCACCUCAGUUUUCGUGUGUUAGUUCCAAAAGGUUCAACAAAAUCGUAUGGAACCGUAAAUCCAAUUUAUCUGUUCCAGACACUAUAUUCAAUGAAUUAUUAACUGAAAUAUGAACAAAUGAGUUUGUAGAGAACAUAGUUUUACGUGCAGGAAACGAUGCAAAAAUAAUUAGAAAUCACCAAUGGAUGGAACUCUUUGUUGAUGUGGACCUCGACAUAAAAGGAAUCAUGACAGCUGGAACGUGUGAACAUUUUUACGUAAUUGUAAUCAUGAAACAAUACUUUUUUAAAAAUUAUUCUUUUGUUGCAAAAGUUAGUUUCAAGUGUUUACAAUUCUAUGUCAUGCAAAGUUGAAUCAUAAUUCAGAGACCGAUGAAAAUUCUAUUUCCUACUUCUCAUUAUUCCUGAAUGCAGCACGAGGUGGACGUGGCUCCACCUCGUGCUGGCGGUCUGCAGGCGGUCCUUACGUCUAUGAGUAGCUUGACCUCAUGCUUUUUGAGGUCCCCGCCAAUCUUGGCCGCCAGGAGGACGCAGGCUCCGGCGCAAAGUUUGCGGUUCUGCUUGUUGAGUUUUCCCUGAAGGACCAAUUUCUCAAAGUAGACGAAAGCCAUGGCCACCGUGGGCUCCUCGUAGCCGCACUCGUCCUGGGCCAACUUCUUUAUUUCCCUCUUCAGGCUACGGAAGAUGAAAUGGAGGUUAAUGAUGGGAAACGUUUCAAUGAAGGCGUUUAAUCACCAACGCAAUCUCAUUUGUUUUACCUCCUGAUCUUGCUGAGAGUCAGACGAAUGUGAGGGAACUUCUCCUUGAAGGUUUCGUUCAUGUCUUUCUUCAGGUCAGAGGGUUUAACGUACUCGAUGACCGUCGUCUGCCAGGAGAGAAAGCAGGGCGGCGUUAAAACAUCCAGUUAGAAGAAUAGUUCCUCACACACACACACACACACACACACACACACACACACACACACGCGCGCGCGCGCGUAUCCUCACAAGGAUGUUGUCAUUUUUAAAUAAUUUUAUUAAAAAUAUCAAUAGAUUUUCUGGAAAUAAAACAUAAAAUAUAUACAAUUUCCUGUUUACUAUUGUUGAUUACUUACUACUUAUGUAUGCAGUUUUUUUGUGCCAAAAUUAAAUAUAAAUCUAAAUGGAUCAUUUUUUUUUAAAU
Molecule: messenger RNA, 10028 nt
Organism: Dunckerocampus dactyliophorus (ringed pipefish)
Lineage: Eukaryota; Metazoa; Chordata; Actinopteri; Syngnathiformes; Syngnathidae
Gene: npc1
Product: Niemann-Pick disease, type C1
Exons: 25
Coding region: 79-3900 (1273 amino acids)
Cellular component (GO): membrane
Molecular function (GO): lipid carrier activity
Source: RefSeq, a predicted model, not a curated record